Molecule: messenger RNA, 1470 nt
Organism: Populus nigra (black poplar)
Lineage: Eukaryota; Viridiplantae; Streptophyta; Magnoliopsida; Malpighiales; Salicaceae
Exons: 11
Coding region: 74-1168 (364 amino acids)
Source: RefSeq, a predicted model, not a curated record
CAACCUCUAAACCCCUUGCCAAACGCGCGUAGGCCUGUCUCUACUCUACUCUGUAUAAACCCAACGAAGCAAAAUGGGGAAGAAGCAGAAGAGAGCGGAAGCCGAAACUGAAGCAGAGAGAAUUGAAAACGACAAAGCAGAAAACGAGCUCGAGCUCACUAAUGGCGAUUCUCACAAAAAGAAGAAGAGGAGGAGGAGAAACAAAGAAAGAGAUGAGAGGGAUAAAGAAGCAAAGGAAAUAACUACAGUCAGCAUAGCCGUUUCUGGUUCCAUCAUCAACAAUGCUCAGUCUCUCGAACUCGCCACUCGACUGGCUGGUCAAAUUGCUCGUGCCGCGACUAUAUUUCGAAUCGAUGAGGUGGUGGUGUUUGAUAAUAAGAGUAGUUCCGAGAAAGAGGAUCCUAAUGUUACGACAGACAACAAUUCAGAUGAGAAUGAGAGUGGUGGGGCUUUUUUCAUAAGGAUCUUGCGGUAUUUAGAGACUCCGCAGUAUUUAAGAAAAGCUCUCUUUCCAAAGCAUAAUAACUUAAGAUUUGUGGGAAUGUUGCCCCCGCUUGAUGCUCCACACCAUCUGCGCAAACAUGAAUGGGCUCCGUUUAGGGAAGGUGUCACGCUAAAUGAAAAAGUUUCCAACUCUGGGGAAACACUGGUUGAUGUGGGCUUAAGUAAGAAUGUUGUUGUAAAUCAAGCGCUUGAACCUGGAAUAAGAGUAACUGUGGCUAUGGGAACCAACCGCAAUUUGGAUGAUGAUUCACCACGCCAGGUUGUCUCAUUAUCGAAGCCAAGGGAGGAAGCAGGAAUGUAUUGGGGGUAUAGAGUGCGAUAUGCUUCUAAUAUCAGCUCAGUAUUUAAGGAUUGUCCAUACAGGGGUGGCUAUGAUCUUUUGAUUGGUACCUCAGAGCAUGGUCUCAUUAUUAACUCAUCAGAGCUUUCUUUACCAACAUUCAGGCAUCUGUUGAUUGCUUUUGGCGGGCUUGCUGGAUUGGAAGAGAGUAUUGAAGAAGACAGUAACUUAAAAGGUAAAGAUGUUCGUGAAGUAUUUGAUUCAUACUUGAACACGUGUCCCCAUCAAGGAAGUCGGACUAUUCGAACCGAGGAAGCAAUUUUCAUAUCACUUCAGUAUUUCCAAGAACCAAUCAGCCGAGCAAUGGAAAGAGUUCAACAUUGAAGUUACCAGAAGUCAGCCAGGUAUAAUGGCCAUUCUGCUAUUGAUCCUUUUGAGUCUUCUAAAAACAUAUUUUGAAGAUCCUGGAAUUGGCUGCUUGCAAUGUGGAAGAUUGAAGAGUUUUCAUUUCCUUACUCUAGUUUAAGCUGUAUGGUUGCAAAAUCUGUAGUUUCUUUCUAGUAUCUUAUCUGAAAAAUUUUGGUGAUAGUUGUUAAAUCCUUCAAUGCCAAUAUUCUUAAUUUCAACCAGCAACAUGAAUUACGACUGAUUUAUUACAUGCUAUGCUUUGAUGAGAUUUCUUUCAA